Molecule: messenger RNA, 2715 nt
Organism: Adineta steineri
Lineage: Eukaryota; Metazoa; Rotifera; Eurotatoria; Adinetida; Adinetidae
Source: the annotation of a GenBank genome assembly
AUGGAACAAUAUUUACGACAACGUAUUGAUUGUCCACCACCAGGUGGUACACGUACAUUAAUCGAAGAAAAAGAUAGUAUUAUUAAAAAACAACAAGAUGAAUUAAGUAAAUUACAAGCUCAAUUAAAAACAAUACAAGCUGAACGUGAUUAUUUACUUUCAUUACUUUCUACUGAACAACAAUUAAAUAUCAAUAAUAAUAAUAAAAUACUUCAACAUUCUACAUCAAAAAUGACAAAUCACAUUGAUAUUCGAUCGUCAACAUCAUCAUCAUCAUCAUCAUCUUCAACAACUACAACAACAAAUUGUCCAACAAAUACUUAUGAACUUUCACAAGAUCUUCAUGAUAAACAAAUUGAAAUGUUGGAAAGAAAAUAUGGCGGUAGCUUACGAUGUCGUCGUGCAGCUACAGUCAUACAACGUGCUUAUAGACAAUAUAAAUUAGAACAAAAUUUUCGUCAUUUAUGUGCUACAAUAAAAACUAAUAAACGUUUAUCAUGUACAUUUAUCGAUAAUAAUAAUACUAAUAAUCAUCAUCAUCAAAUACAAACAAUAAAACCUUUAAAACCAUGUAUAAGAACAACAAUUAGACCUUCGUUACCAACAAAUUCUGAAGAUUUACUAAAUAGUUCAACUAGUUCCUCAUCAUCAUCACAUACACCAACAAAUUCUGAUUCUAUAUCAUUAAAUUUUACUGAUCGUCAUCUUGAUUUGCCAUCGAUUAAUUUUGAACAUUUUAUUGAAACAACAAAACAACAACAGAAUAAAAAUCGUAAACGUGUUUGUAUUGUUACCGAUAAACCUACAAAUAAAAAUUUAUCGGAUCAAAUUGAUAAUUUAAGUGAUUUUGUUGAUGGUCAUUUAAAUAAACCACUUGUACUUAUUGAAUCAAAUAAUAAAAAUUUAAUAAAUACAAAUGGAUAUAAUGGUUUAUUAAAACCUCAAUCACCUUCACCAACACAUGAUUCAAAUUUUUAUAAAAAUCUAACUGAUUCACCAAUUCAUCUUAGAAAAAUUUCUUCACAAAAACCAACACCACCGCUUCGAAGCUUAUCAUUGAAACCUCGUACAACAUUAGUUCAAACAGCAAAUCCUCUAUCAUCACCAAUAUGGCGAAGAAAAACUUCUUUAACAAUUACAACACAUGAUAAUGAUUAUAAUGAUUUUACUCUUGAAAGUCCAAAUCGUUCAAUAAUACAACGUUUAAGUCCAUCAUCAACGACAAGUUCAGAUCGUGAUAAUAUGAGUUUACAAUCAACAAGUAGUGGUUCAAAUUCAUGUUCAUUAUCAAAUAGUGUUGAUUUACAUCAACAACAACCAUUACUUAUUCAACAUCAACCUGUUUUACAUGGACAUGAACGUACAUCGAAUAUAAGAAUCAAUGAAAUAUAUCGUAGACGUUGCUAUCGAGCUGGAUUAAAUAUAUUUAAUAAAAAACCUGAACGUGGUAUUCGUUAUUUAAUUGCUCAUCGUUUUCUUGAAGCCAAUGCUCAAGCUGUAGCACGUUUUUUACUAUCACGUAAAGGUUUAAGUCGACAAAUGAUUGGUGAAUAUCUUGGUAAUCUACAAGAUUCAUUUGCUAUGCAAGUGUUACAUGCAUUUGUUAAUGAAUUUGAUUUUCAUGAUAUGCCUAUUGAUGUCGCAUUGAGAAAAUUUCAAUCAUCAUUUCGAUUACCAGGUGAAGCACAAAAAAUUGAACAAUUGAUGAAGGUAUUUGGACAACGUUAUUGUGCAACAAAUCCAUCAUCAUCACCGUCAAAUGUUGAUACGAUUUUUAUAUUAGCUUUUGCAAUUAUUAUGUUAAAUACUGAUCUUCAUAGUCGAAAUAUCAAAACGGAGAAAAAAAUGCGUGUAGAACAAUUUAUUAAAAAUCUUCGUGCAAUCGAUGAUGGUGAAGAUCUUGAUGUAAAUUAUUUAAGUGAAAUCUAUGAACGUAUACGUGCUGAAGAAUUUCGUCCAGAUAAUGAUCAUGUAACACAAGUUGCUAAAUUUGAACAAACACUUAUUGGUAAAAAACCCAUCUUAAUUGCGCCACAUCGUCGACUUGUUUGUUAUUGUCGUUUAUAUGAAAUCUUUGAUUUAUCAAAACGUGAUAGACUUACAGCACAUCAACGUGAAGUAUUUCUAUUCAAUGAUUUACUCGUUAUUACAAAAAUUUCCGGUAAAAAACGUCAACAAUUACAAUAUCAAUUUCGACAAGCAUUUCGUUUAUCUGGAAUGAAUUUAUAUUUAUUUGAAACGACAUAUUAUCAAUAUGGUAUUCGUCUUGUACGUAAACCAGAUAUAAAUCAAACAAAUUUAAUAACAUUUAAUGCAAGAAAUGAACAUGAUAGAACAAAAUUUUGUGAAGAUUUAAAAGAAGCAAUUAUGGAAAUGGAUGAAAUGGAAGGAUUACGUAUACAGUCUGAACUUGAUAAAUUACGUGGCUCAUGGAGUUCACUUGCUGAUAUACCAAAUAACAAUAAUAAUAAUAAUAAUAAUGGAGUUGUUUCAUCCUUAAUUGAUUAUCCAACAAAUAAACGUGAUAGACCAUUAUCAAGAACAUUAUCAAAUUCAUUACUUGAUAUGACAUUAACCAUGGGUAUUCCACCAACAUUUAAUCAUCAUACAACAAUAAAUAAUACAUCGGAUAUUUUACCAUAUCGAAAUUCUCAAUGUUCAGUUGAUAGUGGAAUGGUAAUUGAAAUACAAAAGGAAAAUUUAUUUAAUAAAUAG